AGCAGUCUGUCUACAGUUGUAUUUUACAUUCCUGACCUGUAACGAUUGCUUUCCAGUUUUCCUUUCUUUGGUCAUGAUGUGACCUGUGUUUGACUUCAGGUGUUUAAUUUUGUUUUCUGGAGUAGAGUUUCCUUGGACCUCUUCUGUGCUCUUGUUUGUAUUUUGCUUCCUCUAUCCAGCUUUGUUCUCUGCUAUAUACACAUGAAAGUAUCAUAUGUAAUGUGUAAUUUCCCCCCAUGAAUCCUCAAUUUUCUUCAUUCAUUUCUUUUAUGUGCAGAACUCUCUGAAGUUGUUGGCUUGUUGACUUGAUGCUGUUUUUAAGUCUGAAUAGGAAACACAUUAAUUGCUUUGCAAUUAUGUUUGUUUUGCUGUGCAGGUUUAAGUCUAUCACAUUUAAAACUGGAAAAUUCAGGUGAUCUUUCAAAUUGUGUAUUUUCUCUCUUUUAUAAAUAUUUCUGUGGAUUCUAUCAGGGGUUCUUUAGAAAUUACACCAUUUAUUCUAGAUCUGGGAUUUUUCUCACGCGUAAAUUGCUUGUGUGUCCUUUCUGUUUUCAAAUAACAGGAUCUAUAUCUUACUCUAGCAGUGAGGAAAACAAAGAGUUACAGUGAUGGCGACUUUUCCUCCCCACCUCUUUGAUUGCAGAUCAGCUGGCUCCAGCUUUCAGCAGUAUGGCAAAGGUGAAAUGAGAGAAGCCUGGUGUGCGAGGCGGUGAGCAGUACGCUAUUACUGGUUUAUGUUUAAGGAAUGAGGUUCAUCUAGGAUUUUUGUUAUUACAUUUCUCAGAAGGCAUUUCUCAAGGCAUCAUGACACAGGCUUUUCCCUCCGGACGGGUUUCUGUGUACAGCAUACCAGCUCCAUACCACCCUGAGCAGGCUGAUGGGCAGGAAAAUCUGUAUAUUCACUACUGCACAUCCUACCAAAAGGGUUUGUGUCAGAAGUACUAUUUCUUCAAAUGGAUGAGACCGUGUUUCUGGAGAAGAUGGCUUCUAGGAAUAUUAUCUCUACUUUUUUUAUCAGUUGCAGUAAUUGUGCUAGUCCUGCAGUAUUCGUUCUCUCCAGCUUUCUCUUUAAUAUAUUUUGGUGGAAGUGUAGAAAUUCCUAAUCUGACUUACACAAAUGAUCUCAAUGAUCCCAGCUCACAGGAAUUCCUCCUGCAAGCAGAGGCAAUCCAAAAUUAUCUCGCAGAAUCCUAUGAGUGUUCCACCUUGGGAAAGUAUUAUUUGAAGUCCAUAGUGGCUGCUUUCAGUGAAGGAGAGCAUGGACUUCGAGCUUACUACUGGAAUACAUUCUGGGCACCACAGGAUAUUACUGGCUCUCUUAAAAAGUUAAUCCCGUUGGAACAAAAAGAAAUGAGUAGUAAACAAAUACCUCACAUAUUCAGUACUUCUGGGGAAGGAGAUUUUGAUCUUGUUACAAUGGAGCUUUUUGUUUCAGAUUCUACAGAAUACGAUGUGAUGCUAAAAUCAGCAGUAUCCUUCGACCUGUAUGCAAAGCCAGGUAACAACAGAACUCUAACUCUGCUGAAUCCCAAGAAGUCUUUUUAUCAAUGGAGGUUGCGAGUUCCUUCUAACUGUGUAGUGAGACUGGUAGUUACCUCUUUGCAUGUUGUCACUUCAGAGAACUGUGCAUCUCACCGUUUGUCUGCAUAUGAUUUCCUUCUUCCUCUGCAGAACAAGAUCAUUACAAGGUGGUGCGGCUCUGGAGCCUGGACUCCUCCAGUUAUACGUUUAACUUCUUCAAGUAAUGUCAUGUUACUUACCUUCUCACUGGACCACAGAGAAGAAAGGAAUAUACUAAAAGCUCACUUUCAAGCAAUCCCUAAAAUCAUGUGUGGUGGUCAUUAUAUUUCCUGGAAUGGAAGUCUGAGUUCCCCUUACUACCCAAGUUACUACCCACCAAACAUUGACUGCAGCUGGAUCAUCCGAGCACCCUUGCCUGCCUACAAGCUCUCAUUAAAAAUCCUUGCAAUACAAAUUCAAGAGAAGUCUCCAGGGUCCAGUAAAUGUGAUAAAGACUGGUUAGAAAUUGAUGGAGUUAGAUACUGUAAAGAUAUUUCAGAAAAUGGCAGAAACAGAGAAUAUGGCUAUUCUGUUGCUAUCAACUUCCAUUCCGAUGAACUAGUCACCCAUAGAGGAUUUUAUAUUGAAUACAGAGCCUUCAGUCACGCAGACAGUUGUACUCCAGAGCGCUUGAACUGUGGCGAUGGAAAAUGUAAGCAUCAGUAUAAAACCUGUGAAAGUGAUGAUAGCUGCAGUGAGGACAGCAAUGAAAAUAACUGUUCCUACAAAAGUUGCUUCCCUUAUACUUACAAAUGUCUUAAUGGAAAAUGCUUGCUGAAACCAAAUCCUGAGUGUGAUGGGAAAAGAGACUGCACAGAUGGAUCUGAUGAAAUGAACUGUGCCUGUGGAAGACACCAGUUUAAGAAAAACAGGAUUGUUGGAGGUGAAGAUGCACAAUCUGGAAAAUGGCCUUGGCAAGCAAGUUUACAAAUAGGAGCACAUGGCCAUAUCUGUGGUGCAUCUGUUAUUUCCAAGAGGUGGCUUGUAUCUGCUGCCCAUUGCUUUCUGGAUUCUGAUUCCAUAAGAUACUCUGCUCCAUCAAGGUGGAGAGCAUAUAUGGGCUUACGCACUGUUAAUGAAAAGAGCAAUCAUGUAGCUAUGAGAUCGAUCAGAAGGAUUAUUGUCCACCCACAGUAUGACCAAUCUAUCUCAGAUUAUGACAUAGCUCUGUUGGAACUGGAGACACCUGUAUUCUUCAGCGAGCUGGUACAGCCCAUUUGUUUACCAAGCAGCUCUAGAGUAUUUCUUUAUGGAACUGUCUGCUAUGUAACUGGCUGGGGAGCCAAACAAGAAAAUAGUCAUCUUGCCAGAACACUGCAGGAAGCUAGAGUGAGAAUAAUUAAUCAAAGCAUUUGCAGCAAGCUGUAUGAUGAUCUCAUUACAUCACGCAUGCUCUGUGCUGGGAAUCUUAACGGUGGCAUUGAUGCAUGCCAGGGAGAUUCUGGAGGUCCCUUGGCCUGCACAGGAAAUGGAGAUAGAUGGUACCUUGCUGGCAUUGUGAGCUGGGGUGAAGGAUGUGCCCGGCGCAAUCGUCCUGGUGUAUACACCAAGGUGACAGCACUUUAUGACUGGAUUCGUCAGAAUACAAACUGAUGUGCCAAGGAGAAAAUGCAGGUCAUCUCCAUUACAAAAGCUGCUUCCUAUGUUAUCAUGUAUGUGAAAAUGCUGCUGUUUCACUGUGGAAGAAAGCACUAUCUUAAUGCAGAAAUGAUUAUUUGUCAUUCACCUAGUGGUAACUGUUUGGAUUCAGACCAGCUUCAAAUAACUUCAGGUUCCUUAUGGAUUCAUAUGUCUUAUUCCCUACAGAAUACAGAAACAGGGUUCCCUUACAAAUUAAAUUUGUAUCUGGGAGAAAAA
Messenger RNA from Meleagris gallopavo (turkey), 3417 nucleotides. Its product is annotated as suppressor of tumorigenicity 14 protein homolog. Lineage: Eukaryota; Metazoa; Chordata; Aves; Galliformes; Phasianidae. The record is from RefSeq and is a predicted model, not a curated record. Gene Ontology annotation, molecular function: serine-type endopeptidase activity; protein binding. Gene Ontology annotation, biological process: proteolysis.